AUGGAUGUCUCAUACAUGCACAGCGUGGCAGCGGCGCCGCAGAACUAUCAACACCGAGCCGCCGGACCAAGUCAGUUGGCAAAGGCCAUCCGCCCUACUAUCGUCGAUGCGGACUGUCACAAUUCAGAAAUCGCGACGGCAUUUACAGCCUCGGACUUCUUCUCUUGCAUUGAUUCCUGCCCAGAAAGGGAACGUCGUACCUUUUUCCUGCUGAUGACGAAAGAGCUCUUUGGUAUCCGGGAUAUCAUCAAAUAUGGUCUCAUCUUCCUAGGAUAUCCCGUGAGCUCCACACUUUACAACAGCGCCAUGAAUCUUCCGAUGAACCAAUGGCUUCAAGACAUUCAGAAAAGUCUAGGCAGCUUUGAUCUCAGAGCCGCAACAAAAGCCGGUAUUAGUGUUUUAGGAAGAUUGAACAUACCGUCGGGACAUAAUUCCAGGAUUCAAGAGAUAGUGACAUCCCCAUUAAAUCACUUCCAGCCCAAAGAUUACAUUCUUCUCUGUCGAGUUUCGUUUGUGUCGGCUGUUUCCAUGAAUGCACGACAUCUGGGGAUUCAAUGGCAGGACCUCAUAUCUUUUGAUUCCAAAUCGCCAUUUCCAUGCUUAAGAGAGAAGUUCAUACAACAAGAACUAUUGGAUGACGGCGAAGAAACUACCGAGCAGGCAGUGCAAAAGCGUCUGAUACUCAAAGAUUACUUUAAGAACAUACAUUCAGACCUUGUGCCUACACAGGCACAGCUAACCAUGGCUCAUCACCCGACACUGGAUCUCAUCCCAUGGCCGAAGUUUCGUUCCAAAGCCAUCACUGCAGUACACUCGGCCCCCCCAUUGAUUGAUAGAGAGGAUUUCUGUCUUGACUUACUCAACGACGGUCUUCGAUGCUGGGGCUUUGCAAACGGGACCUCUUUGCCCUCUGCGGCGCCAUGGGACGCUCAGAACUGGGAAGCAGCGCCGUGGUUUCUGGAGAAGUGGGAGCAUCUCACUGAGGGGAGAGACGGGGAUGAAUGGAAGAUAAGUGCACGGUGGUGGUCUAUGGGUGCUAGGUCAAGUGUAUUAUAA
This is a messenger RNA of Fusarium subglutinans, 1056 nucleotides long. RefSeq lists its product as uncharacterized. The record is from RefSeq and is a predicted model, not a curated record. Lineage: Eukaryota; Fungi; Ascomycota; Sordariomycetes; Hypocreales; Nectriaceae. The transcript has a single exon. The coding region runs from base 1 to 1056 and encodes 351 amino acids.